UAAUAUCGCUUUUGUCACCGAGCAAGUAUUUUUGAAUUUUAAUACGUGACCCGUUAUAGGCUGACGUUUAAAGAAAUUGGAAUUCGGUUACGCGCAAGUGAAUGAAAAUUAUUGGCUUGCAAGUCCAAAGCCACAACAGUAAAUAGACAAGAAGAGAAAAACUUUCAUAUAGAAGCACUUUGAAUACGAACGAUUGCAGUCGAUUUAUUUUUAAGACGCGUACAUGAAGAUUAAGGCGGUCAUAAACAUGUCAGAAAAAGUUCUCAUUUUCUUUUUAUGUUGCGCGGUUUUCUUUAGUUCGGUUCAAAGUGACGCAUCCUACUCUCAGGACACAUACGUAAAUGCUUUACAAAACUCCCAUAUAUCAGAACCGGAUACUAGCGGUACUGACUUAGGGGGAUAUAGUUAUUCACAGCCGCCUAACAACAACUACUUGCCGCCCUCUACAUCUGCCCCGGCUUUUGGGCCACCAGCCCCUGAUUAUGGUCCUCCAUCGCCCUCGUAUGGGCCGCCACAUCUUAAUUAUGGACCGCCUCCUUCUAGUUAUGGCCCCCCUCAUCCUAACUACGGACCACCACAGCCAAGCUAUGGGCCACCGCCGCCCCUUUACUACAAACCAAUGCCGUUUCCCUCCGAUUCCCGCGACCAUUACGCUCUCCUAGCAAAAUUGAAAACAAAAUUGAAUCUCUUCACGAUUGGCAAGAUUCUUCUAAAGCUUUUAAUUUUCAAAAAAAUUAUUAAAUUUAUUGGACUAAUUUGUCUUCUUCUAUUUCUGCCAAAACUAAAAGACAUGUUCAAAGAAGAUAUGUCAACGGAAGAGGAGACUAUGGAAAGCAAACAAGUGGAAACUGAACGAGAUUUGUUAAGAAAGCGCAUCGAAGAAGCACAUGAUUUUGCCAUAAGAUCUAUAAAAAUAUUUUAAGAAGAUUUAACGUAAGGUUGUUUUUGUAAAUGAAAUAGCUUAUAUUUAUUUGCUUGUAUUAUUUAUUAAAAUGUGUUGUUAAGAAUGAUAUGACUGUAUUCGUUUCCUUGAUGGCAAUUUAUUGGAAUAUGGCGUAUGAUAGUGCUAAUUUUAUUAUGUUUUUAGUUGCCUAAGUUGCCUAGACAUUUUGUUGCAUUAACCCUCCACGCCAUAGACUAGUUUGUAACGCACAGAAUGUUCGAACUAAUUAAAAUGAAUCCCCUGAACGGAUCCCUUCCUCUCUUCGAUAAUAUUACGACCACAUGCCAAAACAAGUAAAAACGCUAAGGCUUGCCAAGGCCUACCAUUAUAUACUCACAUCAUCCUACAUUGAUAUCGACUUUUCAAAUUAACGCUUUAUAUGAGAAAUUGUUGAAAAAGUUGUCCGAUUC
This is a messenger RNA of Glossina fuscipes, 1353 nucleotides long. Its product is annotated as DNA-directed RNA polymerase II subunit RPB1. The record is from RefSeq and is a predicted model, not a curated record. Bases 224 to 922 code for a protein of 232 amino acids. The transcript has 3 exons. Lineage: Eukaryota; Metazoa; Arthropoda; Insecta; Diptera; Glossinidae.